This is a messenger RNA of Ricinus communis (castor bean), 2259 nucleotides long. RefSeq names its product probable polygalacturonase At1g80170. Gene Ontology annotation, molecular function: polygalacturonase activity. Gene Ontology annotation, biological process: carbohydrate metabolic process. The record is from RefSeq and is a predicted model, not a curated record. The transcript is spliced from 9 exons. Bases 545 to 1972 code for a protein of 475 amino acids. NCBI's taxonomy places the organism in Eukaryota, Viridiplantae, Streptophyta, Magnoliopsida, Malpighiales, Euphorbiaceae.
AGUCCACAUCCCCUUCAAUUGAUCAGUUGUGGAAACAUUUCAUGCUAUCUUUUGCUUGAAGCGUAUAAUAGUGUGCAUGUAGUGGACAAUUAGGAUAUGCUUUUUGGUUGCCCUGUUAGGUCAAAUAAAGCAAUUGACCUCCUUACCUUUUCUUUUUUCGUUUGUGUUGUUUCCAUACCGUAUUCUUCAUUCAUGUGAUACAUUUUAAUUCUUCAUUUACAGAAAUGAGAUUGCCUGAAAAGGGUUUUCUUUUGUUGAAAAUAUUUUAUCCAUUUCUCUUGGAGAGAGAACACAAGUCUUUUUUUCUGAAUGGUUUUCUAUGUAUUGGUUGAAGAGUAAAGCAAACAACUUAAAAAAAUAAUUCCCUUGUACUUUAAGUGUGGGCAUGUAGAAAAUGCUGUUCCUUCAUACACUUUUAAGUUAAGCCAUAUAGCCCACAAAACCCUUCAUUUCCAAAUCUAAUCUGCACAUAUAAAUUGUAACCCAAUGUUUGUAUGGAAUUAUACAAAUCAAUUGUGUUGAAACAGCCAGAUCAGACACAAGUAUGGAUAAAUUAUUCAUCGUUUUCUUUCUUGGUUUGCUGACCGUAGUUCAUGGAGUUGCAGGAAACAUGCUAUAUAACAACAUUGGCAUGCUUGAGGAACUUGAAAGCUUUGAAGUAGAUGAAGAAAAUGAGGUGGAACUUUUUGAUACUCCAUCAUGGACAAGUGAACGUGGUGGCAAGGUUCUUGUGAAUGUUGAUAGCUUUGGCGCAGCUGGAGAUGGAGUUUCUGAUGACACCCAGGCCUUUGUCAAUGCUUGGAAGACUGCCUGUAGUACACCAAAAUCAGUUUUUCUAGUUCCCCCAGGACGCCGCUAUUUAGUUAAUGCAACAAAAUUUAAGGGGCCUUGUGAAGAGAAGUUGGUCAUCCAGAUAGAUGGGACAAUAGUAGCACCUGCUGAGCCCGAGAACUGGGAUCCGAACCUUCCACGUAUCUGGCUUGAUUUCUCUAAACUGAAUGGAGUUCUAUUCCAAGGACAUGGAGUCAUUGAUGGCUCGGGCAGCAAAUGGUGGGCAUCAUCUUGCAAAAAGAACAAGACAAAUCCUUGCAGGGGAGCACCAACAGCAUUAACUAUAGAUUCAAGCUCAUCUGUGAAGGUAAGAGGCCUGACUAUCCAAAACAGCCAACAGAUGAAUUUUGUGAUUGCCCGAUCAGCAUCUGUCCGAGUGUCCCGAGUACUAGUUUCGUCUCCAGGAGACAGUCCGAACACUGAUGGAAUUCAUAUUACUGAUUCAACUAAUGUUGCUCUUCAAGACUGCAAAAUUGGAACAGGUGAUGAUUGCGUAUCAAUUGUCAAUGGUAGCUCUGGCAUCAAAAUGAAGAGAAUCUUUUGUGGACCUGGACAUGGAGUCAGUAUUGGAAGUCUUGGGAAGGACAACUCCACUGGAAUAGUCUCAAAAGUGGUCUUGGAUACAGCAUUCCUCAAGGAGACAACCAAUGGCCUCAGGAUUAAGACUUGGCAGGGAGGCAAUGGUUAUGUUCGUGGGAUACGUUUUGAGAAUGUACAGAUGGACAAUGUUGCAAAUCCUAUCAUUAUAGAUCAGUUCUACUGUGAUUCCCCAAAAACCUGCCAAAACCAGACAUCGGCUGUAAAAAUAAGUGAGAUCAUGUACCGGAAUGUUACUGGCACUACAAAGAGCGCAAGAGCUAUGAACUUUGCCUGCAGUGACACAGUUCCUUGUGAAAAUAUAGUCCUCAGUAACAUCAACUUAGAGAAGAAAGAUGGUACAGUAGAGACUUACUGCAACUCUGCCCAAGGCUUUGGAAUAGGUGUUGUUCAUCCUUCAGCUGACUGCCUAACUUCCCAAGACAAAGACUAUAGCGUUGUUGGUGAGACUGAUAUUGCUGAAGAAGACUAUGUUACUGACCAGACUGAGAUUGCAGAGGUUGCAGAAUCCAGCAGUGAGGCUAUCGUUCACACUGAGCUUUGACUUGGCUUCCUGCAGCAGUUAAAAAAUAACCAUAUUAUAGCAAUUUAUAUAGCAAUAUAAAAACUUGGUAAUUUGGAAUGUAGUUCACUAGUAGGGAUUUCUUGGAGGAGGAUUGAGCUGCCCAUGUCAAAUUUUUUGGGAAUUUACAGAGGUUAUAUAGCUAUACAUAUAAGCUGCUCUGAAACUAAUAAUUCAGAAAAUUGUAGAAAUCAAUGAAUGAUGCAGCUGAUAUUGAAAGAAAAUUUAUAAAGUUAAAUGAGAUUUAUACUAUUUGUUUUUCUAAUUAA